Messenger RNA from Lactuca saligna, 375 nucleotides. The record is from the annotation of a GenBank genome assembly. NCBI's taxonomy places the organism in Eukaryota, Viridiplantae, Streptophyta, Magnoliopsida, Asterales, Asteraceae.
AUGUCGAUAUCACCGAUCUUCCUUCUCAUAAUCGCCGCCACAGUUCUCAGUCCAGUCAAAGCAACGAACACCAGGAAGCUCAUCUCCACCGACACAGCAUCUAGCGGAGCAGAGGAUAACCAGAUCAAGUGCGGUGGCUGUCCUUGCAACCAGCCUUGCUACACUGCUGCACCACCACCACCACCGCCGCCCAAGAAGCCAUCUCCAACUCCUGGCUUCAACUGCCCUCCACCGCCCUCAUACAUUUACAUAACUGGCCCACCGGGGAAUCUGUAUCCCGUCGACCCUUACUCCCACUCAUCGGCCAACCGCCGUGUCUGGGUGGCUCCUCCGCUUCUUGUUCUCGUUGGAUUACUGGGUAUGCUUGCUUUUUAG